Molecule: messenger RNA, 697 nt
Organism: Mesorhabditis spiculigera
Lineage: Eukaryota; Metazoa; Nematoda; Chromadorea; Rhabditida; Rhabditidae
Source: the annotation of a GenBank genome assembly
AUGGAAGAAUUUCGUCGUAUACGUGAUCACAUUGCGGUGAAAUGGGCGACGUUUGUGCAAAAGAGACUGGAGUCGAGCAUCAAGCCACUUGAGAACAUCGCGAAAGAGUCGGCGACGGAUGAAACCAAACGCUUGAAAGUCGAAACGGGAGGCAGUUUGGUCGGGAUCGCUGGAACCGCUGCCGUUAUUGGUGCCACGGUGGUAACCGCGCCUGUAGCUAUAUUCGGAACGCUAGUAGCGGUGCCGAUCCUCGCCGGUUUAACUCAAGCUGGCGUUACCAUUCACAGAUUCGCCAAUGGGUCAACGAAAAAGUCGAUCCAAUCGAUUGUGGAUGGCGAUAAGAGAUUGCGGGAGCAACUCUUGCGCGACGUCAAUCAAGAAUUGGCUGCACAGGCCGGAAAUCCCGAAGCACCCGCGGACACAGUGGGAGAAUACGCCAAAUUAGCGGCCAAUGGACUGAUUAUGCCUGGAUGCCGCGCGGCAUUAAUCGGCGUCAAACUAGCUGAGACAACUGUAGCUGGCGUCAGCAUUACGGGGAAAACGGUGGGCCGUGUUUUCGUUGGGGCGAGCGGGCUCGGGUUAAUUGUCGACGCAUACACCUUGGCUUCCUCACUUGUAAAGCUCGGUAAAGACAAGAAAGGAGAACUCCACGAUGGUACCUGCAAGGUGAUUGAAACACUUAAAGCCGAUACGAAAA